GAUCGGUGUGCAAAUAGCGACGUCCCAUUACUCUACCGUCACAGUUGAAGUACUACAUACUUUACUGUUGAUCACAAUACUGUGAGUCACUGUUUCGCCAUCUUUAGACUUUACAGACACAGGGAUUUAGAGAUAGAUAAAUAUGACAACUACCACCAAAGCAACAGCGCUUAUACUUCUGCUAGUGGGUGUGGUCAGCGGUGAUCUGUACAUGCACAAUCCAAGAGGAUCCAACAACCGUUUAAAUGAGAAGUCUGCCAACAGGGCUAAUGCCAACAGGCUGUUUGACUCACAGAACAAUGACAGGGGUGGUUACAAUGUUGGGGACAAGACAUCAGAACCAGCCGGAGACAACGCUGAAAACCAGUACAACAUGAACUAUUUUCAGAGUGGUCCAUUUGUCUUCACUGCGUCAGGGACAGGUGGCAGUCAGUUGACCCUGGAAUGGACCAAUCAGCAUGGAUGUGGUGGAAACGAGGACUCCGACCCACAGAAACAAAACUGUAACCUUGUCAUACAGUACAUGUGUGAAGACACCUUUGACAGCUCCUUAAAGACGCAGCUCAGAGAUGGUGUGAACACACAGCAGAUGGCGUACACACCACCCCCAAAUACAGAGACGGAGGAGAAGGCGAAAUCACGGAAGGACGAGAAUCUUGACCCAAAGAAGGGACUUCAAGAGAGCUGGGAGAGUUAUGAUAACUGUUACAUAAGGGAGAGAAAUGCGGGGCUUUUUACAGCAGAUCAAAAGCUAAAGAAAAACAACAAAGGCUACAGCAGUGCCAUACAUACUAGACAAAACCCAAACGGUAAUCGCCGUGGAUAUGAAUGCCCAGAAGAGAGGGACUAUUUUCCAUACUGGCAUCCUUCACAGUGGAAGGAUAUUGCCGUCCUUGCAGAAAAUAGUUCCAUUUGCAGCCACUACAAAUCGAAAAGCUUCAACACACGCUCAUAUCACCAGUGUGUCGAGACAUGGCCCAGCGGUAAUAGGAAGUCUUCUUCGCGGUGGAACAAUGAGGCUGAGUGCACACAGAACAGUGGCAAGUGGGUGGAGCUGUCAAAUUAUCUGGAAAAGGCACCAGCAUUCACAUCAGAAGCGUUUUGCUUGAGUGCUAGUUCUAGUAGUACUCGUUACAUGUGGUCAGUGCCGUAUGAUGCAGACAAUGUGGACAAGCCAGAAUGCCUGGUGGCCUUGCCAGAACUGGAGUGUUCAGCAGCACCCUGGUCCAGGUCGAACCAUCUAGGAAAUGGCCGCGGGGAUGGUCAACCAUUAACAUAUACAUGGACUCUUCCAUAUUUCCCAUCCGGACAUGAACACAAGUGUGUGCUGAGAAUGAGGUACAACAUAAGUACAGAUGACUAUGACCCAUACAACACGGACUUGAAACACAACAAUGAUAAUGGAGUAAUCUCACCAGUCCAGGAUAACAUCGAACUAGAUAUAGGAGGACCGGUCAAACUACAGAUGGCCCUGAACACUGACCAGACUGGCAGAGUAUUCCAGGACAGAAGCCAUGUGUUUCACCUUAUGCCACGACCCAGUGGAUGGGAGAAUGAAAAAAUUGUGAAUCUAAAUGUUAGAGGAAAGCGCGGGAAUAUUGUACAGGUGUACCCAGCAGUAGAAUAUGAUUUCACACCCAACCAUCUACAUAUUACAGCCAGUGAUUUGGUGCAUAUACAGUGGACAGGGUCCAACACUCACCUGAAUGGUAACCCAGCAGGGGAUGGCCAAGCAGGGAAUGAUGGGGAGGGGAAAGCAGGUACUGACAGACUCAACAUGGUUCAGAUAGGGGACUUGAAAGACAAUUUCCCCCUCCCAUACGAACAGACAACCAUGUGGAAAAAUGCCGACAUUGUUUGGAUUCACCAUAAGAAAACUGACAUCUCCUCAAAAGAUUUGGCUUUAGAAAUGUCAGCUUCAGGAUAUUAUAGGUGCUUCAAAAAGUCUUCAUGCCCAGAGUCAGAACACAAGGACUAUAUCGUGGAAACAAAGACCCAACUCCAGAAGACGCUAGACAAUGCCCCGGCCUCAUACCCUGGGGCCGUACUGAGGUUCCGCUCUGGGACAUACCAUUACAUGUGUACCCGGAAUAAUAACUUUACCAACAGGUCAAACAAAGGGACAAUACAUGUCAUGUAGUAGGCUUGGAGAUGGUGAUUGGAGCUAUGUAUUAUAUAAGAAAAAGGGCAUUGAAACUAUCAGUUAAACAUUCUCAUUGUUGAUUUCUAUGCAAUUUGAAAAUAAUUGCUCAUGUGUAACUAUGUAAUGUACCAACAUGAAGGACCAAAUAUUCCUGUUAUUAGGAGUAUUCCAACUAAACAAAACAAUUCAUAUAUUCUGAAACUGAGAUGUUCCUACGAUUUCUGUACUUUAACCACAUAAUAUUUUUUGUGCAAUACUCCAAUAAUUGUAUGUGCCAUGUUGUUAAAGAUAUUACAAAGAAUAUUCUUUGUAUGCUUUAUUCUAUUCUAUGAGAUUCCUAACUUUUCUUAAGUUUUGCAUAUAGAUAUUGCUUUUGUGAUAACUUUGUUCGUUAAGAUACCUAAUAUACAAAAUAUGCUUGGCAUUCUUUUAAGUCAUUGAUAAUAAUGCUAAACUUAUAUGCCUUUGAAAGGUUUAUGCUUGCCAAUAGCUAAUAUGUUCAAUGAAUUACCAAAAUCAAAUGACCAACAUACUUUGCAGUUAAAAAAUUUUUUUUUAGUUUUUUGUUCUUUAAUUUGACUAAAAUCGAAUGAAAAAAAGCCGAUUUUGCAAACUUUGAAUGCCAAAAAAGAUUGUAUGUAAAAAAAAUCCAAAUGAUUUUUUGAUAUUCUUUCUUUACACAUCAAAUGGUGCCAAGUUAAUAUGAUGUUGCCAUGUAUCCAAACCUCACGUUUUUGUAAAAAGGAUACCUUAAACUGACAUAUAUAUAGUACUCAAAAUGUGCAUAAUUGAAAUUUAAUAUUAUUGAGAACAAUAACAAAACUGUACAUAUCAUUACAAAUCAAAAUCAUAAUUUGAUAAUUUUCACCCACCAUCAUAUGACUAUGUUGUUUUUCUUCCUCUUGAUUUUUUUAUUGCAGACAUGGUGUGCUUAAAAUUGUCAUUACCAACUUGUUAGUAAUAGUAACAUUCGUUACUCUGAUUUGCAAGUUUUUUUAUGAGUAAUAAGUAUUUUUCUGCUGCAUGUUGUUAUUUAUGCAUGUUGUUUUGCCAUAAUGGAGCCAAUGCCUUUUUGCCACAUUGUUGGCAGGUAUACAAGUAUGUGUGUUAUUAAACUGAAAUCACUUUAAACUGGCAUCAGUUUAUGCAUUCUGAAUGCAAUUCAUAGCCAGCCGCUGUUGCAUUUUUUAUUUUUUUUGACUUUCAUGUUGAAUGACAUUUCUCCACAAAAUUACAGAUAAGCAACUUUUCAAGAGAGAUUGAGUUUAUUAGCUUAACUGUAUGUGUUGUUGUUGGCCGCGGCAGCGUUAAAUAGCUUUAAACUCGGCAAUAACUUGAAAACUGGCAAAUGAAACUUGGUGCACAUGUUACCAGCGAUGAUAGGCCCAUGUUAACCAAGGACUAUAACUCUGACUUAAAUAAUUGCUGAGUUACGCCACUUCAUUGCCUGAAAUUAUACAAGCAUUUUCACUCCUUUGCGCUCUUGUUUAUUAUAAGUUAAUUUCAUUUUACUUGUUUAAAGAUAUCCCUUACAAUAUUUUGUUUUCUUUACAAAGAUAUAUAUCAAAGUGUAUUUUAACCUUCUUGUAUUAUAUACUCUAGUCAUAAAAUUAAUUUAUUAUUCCAAAAAACAUAUGAAGAAAUCAAUGUAUUACCUUAUACCAUUUGCAAUUCACUUUAAAUUAUGUUCCUGCUUUACAACUUGUUUGCUUUUAAAUAUGUUUUUUUAUUGCUAUUUUUACAAAUAAUUUGCAUGGUGAAUGUUAAGUUGAAUGAAAGUUUUGAUGUUGUUAAUACAAACAGGAUGUUUUUUCUUUUUGUCAAGUAGAAAUUCAAUUAAAGACAUACUUUAUAUACUGUAUAUGAACUGGAGAUACAACUAACCCUGAAUAUCAUUUAGAGCUACUCAAUUUGAGAGUUUUUAAAUUUUGGUGAAACUGAAUAUUUCUUUUAUCUCAUAUCUUUGCAAAUUCAUAUAAUAGUUUGUCAUUUGUAAUCUUAAGAGUUGAUUGCUCAUAUCAGUUGUAUCAUUUGUGAUACGAUGGUGUUUUUUAUCUUGACAUUUAUGCUGAAAUGUUUUAUCAAGUGGUAUACAAAAUGUUAUUUUAUGCAACCAUUGUCAUUUUUGUUAGAACCUUUUCAUUUUUUAAUACUUCUCACUUAUCUUAACAGUAUAAAUUUUAUCCAUCAAACUUUAUCAAGCAUUAGUGAUAUUAAUGAUGUACAGUCAAACUCUGUUGACUUGAGCUCCCAAGGUCCAGUAAAAAUACCUUGAGUCUUGGAAAAAUCCAGCCAAGUGGGAAUGCUUACAUUCAGUGUAAGAAUUCGGUCCAUAACAUCCAGUUGGAGCCAAUAAGGAAUUUGAGCCAAGGGAGUUCCAGCCACCGGGGUUCGACUGUACGUACAUGUCACCAGUGCAUGUCACCAGUACAUGUCACCAGUACAUGUCACCAUUACAUGUCACCAGUACAUGUCACCAGUACAUGUCACCAGUGCAUGUCACCAGUACAUGUCACCAGUACAUGUCACCAUUACAUGUCACCAGUACAUGUCACCAGUACAUGUCACCAGUGCAUGUCACCAGUACAUGUCACCAGUACAUGUCACCAGCAUUCCGUACAUGUCACCAGUACAUGUCACCAGCAUUCCGUACAUGUCACCAGUACAUGUCACCAGUACAUGUCACCAGCACAUGUCACCAGUACAUGUCACCAGUGCAUGUCACCAGUACAUGUCACCAGUACAUGUCACCAGUACAUGUCACCAGUGCAUGUCACCAGUACAUGUCACCAGCAUUCCGUACAUGUCACCAGUACAUGCCACCAGUACAUGUCACCAGCACAUGUCACCAGUACAUGUCACCAGUGCAUGUCACCAGUACAUGUCACCAGUACAUGUCACCAGUACAUGUCACCAGUGCAUGUCACCAGUACAUGUCACCAGCACAUGUCACCAGUACAUGUCACCAGUGCAUGUCACCAGCAUUCCGUACAUGUCACCAGUACAUGUCACCAGCAUUCCGUACAUGUCACCAGUACAUGUCACCAGCAUUCCGUUUGUUGAUUCAUCUUCGUUCUAUUUAAUUAAACAAUGUAUUCACUUCUGCUGGCUCAGAAAUAUGUAACCAUUCUUGAGUUUUACAAUAAAUGUGUUAUUGUA
This is a messenger RNA of Mya arenaria, 5302 nucleotides long. RefSeq names its product protein DD3-3-like. The record is from RefSeq and is a predicted model, not a curated record. Lineage: Eukaryota; Metazoa; Mollusca; Bivalvia; Myida; Myidae. The transcript has 14 exons. Bases 143 to 2140 code for a protein of 665 amino acids.